Blumeria graminis f. sp. triticale is the source of this 1122-nucleotide messenger RNA. Lineage: Eukaryota; Fungi; Ascomycota; Leotiomycetes; Helotiales; Erysiphaceae. The record is from the annotation of a GenBank genome assembly.
AUGAAUAAAGAUCAUGACGAAUCUCGCCGACCGCCUCCGCAUCAUGAGAUCCUCUGUGGCUCUGCGAAGGACAGCCCGCCCCUCUAUCAGGAUUUGCCUUCAGCGCCAAUAAACGCUGAAGCAGCGUUAAAUAUUCGAAGCUGGAGCUUGCCUCCAAAACUUGCAUGGUCCUCUCACAAUCUCUCACAUUCUGAGAUUCGCACACUUGCUCCACAUUAUUCAAACAAUGCCGAUGCUCUCUAUGGUAUGAUCAUCGAACAAGCAUCGUACCCUCCCUCCUACUAUGUUCAAAUACAUGGCAAGCACAAUGAAACUCAACAAUCUGGGGCUAAGCAAACCAAGGAAGAGAUAACAGACUUCUUCUUUCGCAUCAAUAUUUCACACCUCCUGGGCCCACUCGGUAGUGGUGAGCUUAUUAGUCUCCCUAACAAUAAACGUGGCUACAGAGGGACUCGUAUUCCAAGAUUGGUGCCUGGACUAGACGAUCUAGAGAGUAGAGAUGCUGUAUUUGAGUGGUGCCAAAGAUAUGUCGAUGAUGCAGCCAAAGUCAAAUCUUUCACCCUAUCCCGCGAGGUCCUAAAUUUUGACACUAAUAAGCUAUACCAACUAAUACGCUCAGCUAUUACAGAUACUAAUUAUUGCGGCCAAGUCUACAUUACAUUCCCUUCUACGCAUUGCAAACUAAUCGUCUACUCUCCUUGUAGAGUAAAUGCAUGGCGAGUUAACGCUUGGGUUCGCUGGUUUUGCUACUUAUCAUUUCUCUGGGUUUUUAUCUGGCCAAUCCUGAUAUUUCUUACUUCACGAUAUGAGAUUGUUAAAUCAGUGUUCUAUUACGCAGAUUCACCUUACAGCGAUGAUCCAAAUAGGGCGUGCCAGGUGAUGAGCGAACAUGAAUGGUUCCGGAUGUGGCAAAGCUCUAUCAAGAGAGCUGUAUCGACCAAGGUAAAUACAGGUGAUGACGGCGUGCUACCUGAGGAAUAUAGGACCACAACCGAAAGAUUAUUGACACACAGUCUUGAAACAAAUAAUCCAUCUGAAAAUAUAAUUGGCAACAGGCCUGACACGAGACCAUUCAAUUCGCGAUUUGUUAGCAAUAAUGAGAGAUGGGGAAAUGACUCCUGA